Molecule: messenger RNA, 6396 nt
Organism: Engraulis encrasicolus (European anchovy)
Lineage: Eukaryota; Metazoa; Chordata; Actinopteri; Clupeiformes; Engraulidae
Product: plakophilin-4-like
Exons: 22
Coding region: 1504-5235 (1243 amino acids)
Biological process (GO): cell-cell junction assembly; cell-cell adhesion
Cellular component (GO): adherens junction; cytoplasm; plasma membrane
Molecular function (GO): cadherin binding
Source: RefSeq, a predicted model, not a curated record
GUUGCUUUGAAGUCCAUGAGAGGGUCCAGGACCUUGUUGGCCUCUCGUGUCACAGUGGAAUUGGUGAGCGAAAUGAGGAUGGAAUAUAAAUGUCCUGCAGAAAAGAUGGCUGCAGCCUGCAGUGGCUCCUCGUGUAGCUAGGGACAUAUGGAAGAAAUUAAUUACUAUGAGAAUUGAUUGACACAACCUUCUGUAUUUUAAAGUUCAAUGGAAAGGGACAAAGUAGCCUAUGCGGAAACUAUUAUAUCGACAAGGUGGUAGUAGUAGAGUAUAGUUUAUUAUCCCCAGGGGGAAAUAUUAUUAUCCCCUUAGGCGUGAGAGUCACUAUGUCACAUACCCACAUCACUUGUACAUAAAAACAAUACGAUACAUACUCGUCAAGGUGAACUCCAAUAGAGGUCCUCUAAAGACUAAAGCUACCCUAAUAAACUAGUUUGGCUACCGUCCCCUCAAUACUUGUUUUGAGUGUCCUAAGGAGGGGAGCUAUCUUAAGGCUGUCUCCCCCCUGUCACCAGAACAAAGGUUAAAGGGGCGACCUGUCACGUGUUUACACCACCUGUCAGUCUGGCAGUGUUUGUGUUCUGUCAGUUGGAGCCCUGACAUUUUGUGGCAGAGCAUUCUCAACAUCUCCUCCUCCUGCUGCCACCAGGGACGGACGAUGAUUCCAUUGUCCCUUGGGGCAGACGACAAGAAAGCCCCCCCCCCAAUGGGUGCUGCUAGUUUAUUAAACGAUUCAGCGUGUUAGGCCCAAUGUGAGUGUCUUUAUUGCUGGGGGAAUGGGGGGUAGUCCUCUGAGAAUUUUUUAGUAAAAUAAAAGUGCAAUUUUCAUGCAAUAUGGGAAUGGAAAUAUAGAGGCUUGAGCUUCAGGGCCCCCUUGGCUCUUGGGCCCCUGGGCCUGGGCCCGGUAGGCCUGUGCAGUAAUUCAUCCUUGAGGACUAUGUCGUAGUAGACGGCUCCCCUGAAAGCCCCUCCAUCCCCUGAAAGCACCUCCCAUCCCAGCUUUUUGGUUGGAUCCGGGGCGUCAGGAGAUAAUGCACAGGACAGAGCAUGUCAGCGCUUUUGUGAGAUUAGCUCCACAAUGGAGGCUUGUCCAGCGGAAAAAAAGGGCCCACUGAGGUCUGCUCUGCCCUGACUGAGUCAGAAUACUGAAAGCCCUGUUCCACUCUUCUGGCCUUGGCGGGGUGGACAGCACUGGACGCCAAGAACAGGGAGAGGAAAAGCCGGGCGUAAUUGAAUAGUUGAAGCCGUCGUCAAAACCACCUCAGCGACCAGAGGUGUGACUAUUCUGUUUUUACGGAAGGGUGUCAUACUGAAUAUUUUAAGUCAGGGUUACCUUCUCGCCUGUCAAAGCCUCGUUUCCUGUUGCACAGCUGAUUGCAAAGGAGCAAAGAGGACAAGCUGCCUUCUGGUGAAGUGAAUGAAGUAACAAGACCACUGGAGGAUUUUAUUCUGCUGCUGCAGUCAAAACGCUGAAGUGUGUGACAUAAACUGGAAUGACACCUCAUGAUGCACGCACAAUUGUUACGCCUGAGGUCAUAUUCCCGAGGAAUGCCAGCUCCUGAGCCGAGCCCAGCCAUGGAGGAGGGGCUUAUGCUGCCCAUCAGAGACGGAGUAGCCAAUCACAGCAUGGAGCCGGACAGCACUGCCACCAACAUCCUGGCCUCUGUCAAAGAGCAGGAGCUCCAGUUUGAGCGGUUGACCAGGGAGCUGGAGGUAGAGAGGCAGAUUGUAGCCAAUCAGCUGGAACGAUGCCGACUGGGGGCCGACUCACCAGGAGCAGACAGUGGCAGCUCCUCUGAGAAGUCUCUACCCUGGAGAUCUGCAGAUGUCUCCACCUCUGGCGAGGGCAAGUCGCGCUUGACGGACAGCUCCCAGUCUCCCUCCUUCCGGCUGCGGAGUGAAGGCGAACAGCUGUCCCUCUACUCCCCAGAGCAGACCUCUCUCCAUGAAAGGUCCACAGGGAACUCGCGCAGCUCCACGCAGAUGAACUCCUACUCUGACAGUGGCUACCAGGAUGCCAGCAGCAAUUACUACAGCAGCCAGCAGCAGUUGGCCAAGGCCGAGCUCCGCAUGCAGCACUCCUUCCCGGGCACCUCCGCCACUGUGGCCGGCAGCUCCACGCUCAUGAGGAAUGCUCGCGCUGAGGGACAGGCCUCCACACAGACGCAGGGUGCCGCAGCCCCAGGCCGUGCCAUGCGGCGGGUCAGCUCGGUCCCCUCCCGCACCCAGUCUCCAGCCUACGCCAGCGGGGCCGGCAUCAGCGGCGUGUCCCCCUCCCGCGGCUCCCUACGGGCCUCCAUGGGCGCGGGCACUGGGGGCACCGUAGGAGCCCUGGGAGGCGGAGGUGGCGGUGGAGGCGGCAGCUCGUACGGCUCGCCCAUCGUCACGGAGCCCCGGCCGCUGCCCAGCAUCUUCUCCAGCACCACCCUGCCCGGCGCCGCCCGCUCCAGCUCCCCGUACUCCUCCAGCCAGCGCAACAGCUCCCCGGCCGCCCUGCGCCGCGUGGGCUCCGCUAGCUCCCGUACGGGCUCCGUGGCCGGAGGAGGGCCGGGGCCCAGUCCCGUCGCCUCAGCCGCCACCAGGACCACGUCGCCUUACCACGGUGCGCUGGGGGCGGAGGGACAGCCAGGGGCGGCCUCGGGUCUCGGAGGGUCCCCGUCCCGCCUGUCGGGCAUGACGGCCAUGCCCCAGCAGCACUACGCCACCACGUCGGGGCUGUCGUCGCGUGCCAUGAUGCACGAUCCGGCGGACCCGUAUUCUGUUACGCAGCCCUAUGAUAUCUACGAGCGCAUGGUGGCACGGCCAGAUAGCCUAUCGGGAGGCCUGCGGAGCUCGUACGCCAGUCAGCACAGCCAGAUGGGUCAGGACCUGCGGUCGGCCAUGUCCCCCGAGCGCCACAUCACGCCCAUCUACGAGGAGCACGCCUUCCAGAGCCCCCUCUACCGCAGCCCCAACCACCCGGGCAUGGAGAUGGCACACGCAGGCCCACACAACACACUGUACAGGACCUCAUCAGGUGUGGGUACCCUACAGAGGAGCUCCAGCCAGCGCAGUGCCAUGACCUACCAAAGAAGCAACUACGGCCUGAGCUCGGCCGCCAACUACGCCGACCCCUACCGCCCCCCGCAGUACCGGCAGACAAGCGCAGCCGACGACAACACACGCUCGCCCUCCAUAGACAGCAUUCAGAAGGACCCCAGGGAGUUUGCGUGGCGUGACCCGGAGCUGCCGGAGGUGAUCCACAUGCUGCAGCACCAGUUCCCCUCGGUGCAGGCCAACGCCGCCGCCUACCUGCAGCACCUGUGCUUCGGAGAUAACCGCACCAAGGUCGAGGUGUGUCGUCUGGGGGGCAUCAAGCACCUGGUGGACCUGCUGGACCAUAAGGUGCUGGAGGUGCAGCGGAACGCGUGCGGCGCCCUGCGCAACCUGGUCUACGGCAAGGCCACCGACGACAACAAGGUGGCGGUGCGCAACGCCGGCGGAAUCCCGGCCCUGCUCCGGCUGCUGAGGAAGACCGUGGACGCCGAGGUCCGGGAGGUGGUCACAGGUGUGUUGUGGAACCUGUCGUCGUGCGAUGCUGUGAAGAUGGUCAUCAUCCGUGACGCCUUAAGCACCCUGACCAACACUGUGAUAAUCCCCCACUCCGGCUGGAGCAGUGACUCCUUUGAGGACGACCACAAGCUCAAGUUCCACUCCUCCCUCGUGCUGCGCAACGCCACCGGGUGCCUGAGGAACCUGAGUUCGGCGGGGGAGGAGGCCCGUAAGCAGUUGCGCUGCUGUGAGGGGCUGGUGGACUCCAUGCUGUACGUCAUCAAGGCCUGCGUCAGCACCUCCGACUUUGACAGCAAGAUUGUGGAGAACUGUAUUUGCACUCUGAGGAACCUGUCGUACCGGCUAGAGCUGGAGCUGCCCCCGGCUCGGCUGCUGGGGGCCCAGGAGCUGGACGGCCUGCUGGGCAGCGAGUCGCCAAGCAAGGAGGCAGACUACAGCUGCUGGGGCCGCAAGAAGAAGAAGAAGAAGAAAGAUUCCCCCGAGGACCAGUGGGACGGAGUGGGCCCCAUCCCCGGCUUCUCCAAGUCCCCUAAGGGUGCUGAGAUGCUGUGGCACCCGGCCGUGGUGAAGCCCUACCUCACCCUGCUGGCCGAGAGCUCCAACCCCGCCACGCUGGAGGGCGCCGCAGGCUCCCUGCAGAACCUCUCCGCCGGCAACUGGAAGUUUGCGGCCUACAUCCGUGCGGCGGUGCGUAAGGAGAAGGGGCUGCCCAUCCUGGUGGAGCUGCUGAGAAUGGAUAACGACCGCGUGGUCUGCAGCGUAGCCACCGCCCUGAGGAACAUGGCCCUGGACGUCCGGAACAAGGAGCUCAUCGGGAAGUACGCCAUGCGGGACCUGGUGAACAGGUUGCCGGGCGGCAACACCACCCAGCUGUCGGACGAGACGGUGGCGGCCAUUUGCUGCACGCUGCACGAGGUGACCAGCAAGAACAUGGAGAACGCCAAGGCCCUGGCCGACACCGGCGGCAUCGAGAAGCUGGUCAACAUCACCAAGGGCCGUGGGGAGAGGUUCUCCGUAAAGGUGGUGAAGGCAGCUGCCCAGGUCUUGAGUACGCUUUGGCAGUACAGGGACCUGCGCACCAUCUACAAGAAGGAUGGAUGGAACCAGAAUCACUUCGUAACCCCGGUAACGACGUUGGAACGUGAGCGGUUCAAGUCUCAGCCGGUUCUGCCGACCACCACACUGCAGAUGUCACCAGUACACCAGUCGGCGGGCAGUGCCACCUCCUCCCCUGCCAUGCUGGGCAUCAAAGAGCAGCGCUCCGACUACCCGAGGGCCCAGUCAACUAUGCAAUUUUAUAACUACCAAGGCGACAACAAUGUACAUAAAAACCAAUACGCAGGGUCUGCAAAGUCAUCGCCGUACUACAUCGGGUCCUACUCUUCGCCGACGCGAGAGGAGCCAAGAAGAACACAGCCACAGUACUACGGCGCUGAGGAGCCGGGCCGGCGUAACUACGAGACGUACCAGCGCGUGUACCUGGCGCACUCGCCGCACGGCUACGAGGACCGCUACAUGGAGGAGCCGGCCAGCGCCGUGCGCUACUCCACGGCCGACUACGCGCCGCAGCCGCUCGGCCUCAAAGCCACCGCCACCACCAACUACGUGGACUUCUAUUCCACCACACGGAGGCCUUCCUACCGGGCCGAGCAGUACCCCGGCUCGCCCGACUCCUGGGUAUAAUGGGACCGCAGCAGAAACAUGAACGAACGAACGCACGAACGUACAAACCAACGAAAGAGAGAUGAAAUAAAAGAUGAGAGUCGCUGGGACCUUCGUGAAGAGGCUCCCGUGAACUCUUCCACAUGAACUUUUAUUUGUUGCGUGUGUGCGUGUGUCUCAAAACUUGUAUGUUGUAAUAUUUUUUUUGUUGUUGUCUCCUUUUUUAUAUGAAACAAAAAAAACAAACAACAAAGUUAAAAAAUAUUGAAUGUGGCGGUCGAGGAAAUUGCAUUUUUGUGAGAAGGGGGAAACAGAAAGUGAGCCAAAGAAGGAAUCUCUGGAAUGUCUGUAUGUUUUUGAUUGGAUGAGAUGAUGUUGGGGAGAGCUGGAAGAGAAGAGAGAGGAAUCUUUUUGCCGUGAGUGUGUCGGAAUAAAAACAUGGAGAGGGUGUAAUACCUUGGCAACGGUGGACCUCACAAGGUCCUUGCACUGUCUAGGUGUUUGUGUUGCUUUGGGUUUUUCUUUUUCUUUUUAAGAACGUAGAUGUGAUAGCAUGGAGAAAGAGUGAGCAAUGUGAUGACUUAAAAAAAAGGUUUGCGAUAGAGAAUCAAGUGGGGGACUGUGUUUGUAGGCCAAAAUGGAUCACCACCAUGUAUCUGUAAAAGAGUAAAAGAUAAUAAUAAUAAUAAUCUAAUGUCAUUAGUUUGUACAGAGGGAAGAAAUUGUGUUCGUUGUUGCGAUUGUGAAUGCCACUGAGUCUUGUACAUUUCCAUCAUUUUAUUGUAAAUAACAGAAAAAAAGGCCACCAGGUUUACUCUCAUCAGCACGGACGUGUUGCCAUGUUGACUUUAAUAUAGAUGAAUAAAUAUAUGGAGUAUGAAGGGAGAUGGUGGGGGCAGAUGGAAGUUGGCAUCUGAAAUGCUCUGAGUCUGGAGUAAUAAAAGAUCACUCUUGUUUUUUAAACAAAUUGUGUGGUUUCGAAUCACGUUGUCAGUUUGCAAAAAAAAUGUAUUUAUUUUUUCCAUUGCUGUUCAGUACAGCUCAUAAGGUAGUUAGCUACCAUUGACUAUCCCAACUGCAAAAAAAUAAAUCUGUGGUGGUAUUUGGCCAGUGCAGAUCUCAUAUCCAUAGCCUACAGUAUAUUUCCUGUGUUCACUGCAGCCAUAAAACCAUCAGAUGUGU